GAGAAGGAAGCAGCCGCCCUGUCAGUCUUUCAUUGAAAGCAGAAGAAAUAGCGAAAACUCAGGCGUUACGGCUUGCGCCAGGAUGAUCCACAGCCUGUUCCUGGUCAACUCUUCGGGGGACAUCUUCUUGGAGAAGCACUGGAAGAGCGUGGUGAGCCGCUCCGUGUGCGACUACUUCUUCGAAGCGCAGGAGCGUGCCAGCGAGCCGGAGAACGUGCCCCCCGUCAUCCCCACCCCGCACCACUACCUCAUCAGUGUGCUCAGGCACCGCAUCUACUUUGUGGCUGUCAUCCAGAGCGAAGUGCCCCCUCUCUUUGUCAUUGAGUUUCUACACAGGGUGGUGGACACUUUCCAGGAUUAUUUUGGUGUGUGCACAGAGGCAGCCAUCAAGGACAAUGUAGUGGUGGUGUAUGAGCUGCUGGAGGAGAUGCUGGACAAUGGCUUCCCGUUGGCUACUGAGUCUAAUAUUCUGAAGGAGCUCAUCAAGCCGCCCACCAUCCUCCGCACCGUGGUCAACACAAUCACAGGGAGCACCAACGUAGGAGAGCAGCUCCCCACUGGCCAGCUGUCUGUGGUGCCCUGGCGACGCACUGGCGUCAAGUACACCAACAAUGAAGCCUACUUUGACGUGGUAGAGGAGAUAGAUGCAAUCAUUGACAAAUCAGGUUCCACCAUCACAGCAGAAAUUCAGGGAGUGAUAGAUGCCUGUGUUAAGCUCUCAGGCAUGCCGGACCUCACUCUUUCAUUCAUGAAUCCACGCCUCCUGGAUGACGUCAGUUUCCACCCAUGUGUCCGAUUUAAACGCUGGGAGGCUGAGCGAAUCCUGUCUUUCAUCCCUCCUGACGGAAACUUCCGGUUGCUAUCUUACCACGUUAGCUCCCAGAACCUGGUGGCCAUCCCUGUGUACGUCAAGCACAACAUCACUUUCCGGGAGGGCAGUUCCCAAGGGCGCUUUGAGCUGACAUUGGGGCCUAAGCAGACCAUGGGCAAGGCUGUGGAGUCUGUGCUGGUCAGCAGUCAACUGCCCCGUGGGGUCCUCAAUGUCAACCUGAACCCCUCCCAGGGUACCUACACCUUUGACCCUGUCACCAAGCUGCUGUCAUGGGAUGUGGGGAAAAUCAACCCACAGAAACUACCCAGUCUGAAGGGGUCCAUGAGUCUGCAGGCUGGUGCCUCAAAGCCAGAUGAGAACCCCACCAUCAAUAUCCAGUUCAAGAUCCAGCAGAUGGCUAUAUCAGGUUUGAAGGUGAACCGACUAGAUAUGUAUGGGGAGAAGUACAAGCCUUUCAAAGGUAUCAAAUACAUGACCAAGGCUGGAAAGUUCCAGGUCCGGACAUAGAGGGAGAGCGUGACAGCACAGGCGCCCCUGACCCAGAGUUCCUGAGGGAAGAAGAGAUGAAGCAGCAUUGCCUUGAUACAUCCCCUAAAUUUCUGUCUCUCAGGUUUCGUUCACACUGUCAGUUGGUGUUUAAUGGAAGAGGUGUGUGUCACUGCAUAUAAACAGUACAGCUAUUUGCAGUCAAAUGUUUAAAGAUAAGAAAGUUUGUCCAAGUGUCACUCCUUUUAACACCAGAGCCUGAAAUAGACCCCACUACAGAGCAAUCAGUCUGACAUCUGCCCUUUGUGCCUGAUGUUGACAAGCUAUAUCCACCAGAACACCUGAACAUCUGCUUUUUUCUUUUCCAGACCAAAACAUACUAUCUGCCUUUUCCCCUCAACCCUCCCCUUUCUCUCUCAACUUUUUGUCCUCUAAUCCCCUCUUCUGCUGUGAAUCUUACUUGCCAUCUUACUUUUACUUUUGUUUUGUGCCCCACGUCCCUCCCCAUCCUACCAAAGCUUGCAUGGAGUGAGGUAUCCUCAGUCACCCCUGUUCUGUACUUCUUUGCCAUGACUGAAAUACAUUGUUUUGGCUUUCUUUGUCUUACAACCAUCACUGAGAUACAGCCACUAUGGCUUAGACCCUUAUUCGAGCUCCUGUAAACACUGCACUCUACCUUAACAUUCCUUUCUUCAAAUGGAACCACAGUGUUGUGUCCUUACAUUUAGGUGUUCUCUUUUUACUGUGGCCACCAAGGUCUUGUUUCUGGUUCUGACUCCGUGAACCCCAUCCCUGACUGGAGUAUAUCGCAGUGGCCAUGCGAGAGGCUGCAGAACCCGUGUCACCUGAAUGGGGAGCACUUACCUUCACUCUGUGUGUACUUACAGCAGUUCCAAUAUUAGCAUGAUUUUCACUUGUUUUUUGGCAUUUAUUAGGCCUUGUGUAUUAUUUAUUGUGUGGUGUCAUGGCUUGAUGGCAGAGCUGCUGUGUGGAACAAAGUUUGUUAGUGUUUUCAGUUGUGCUCUUGUGUUUGUCACAUCUACCCUGAUGUAGGUUUAUAGUGCUAUGAAAAUAAAGAAAUGGAAG
Scleropages formosus (Asian bonytongue) is the source of this 2404-nucleotide messenger RNA. It is a transcript of the gene ap3m2, whose product is annotated as adaptor related protein complex 3 subunit mu 2. Gene Ontology annotation, biological process: vesicle-mediated transport; intracellular protein transport. The record is from RefSeq and is a predicted model, not a curated record. The coding region runs from base 83 to 1339 and encodes 418 amino acids. The transcript has 9 exons. Gene Ontology annotation, cellular component: clathrin adaptor complex. NCBI's taxonomy places the organism in Eukaryota, Metazoa, Chordata, Actinopteri, Osteoglossiformes, Osteoglossidae.